This is a messenger RNA of Mobula hypostoma (lesser devil ray), 1292 nucleotides long. RefSeq names its product ADP-ribosylation factor-like 6 interacting protein 1 (gene arl6ip1). The transcript is spliced from 6 exons. The coding region runs from base 111 to 728 and encodes 205 amino acids. Gene Ontology annotation, cellular component: Sec61 translocon complex; membrane. Gene Ontology annotation, biological process: cotranslational protein targeting to membrane. Lineage: Eukaryota; Metazoa; Chordata; Chondrichthyes; Myliobatiformes; Myliobatidae. The record is from RefSeq and is a predicted model, not a curated record.
CCGAAAAGCUGCGCAGGCGCAGUAGGGCAGCGAGGAGCAGGGCGAAGUGACGGACCAGGGAGUUAUUUGUCGUUGAAGGACUGCGGCAGACGGGUUGUUUGAAAAGCGCCAUGGCGAGCGGCGAAGGAGACAAUAAAAGCGCCAACUUGUUGGCUGCAGAAACUGCCCAGCUUGAAGAACAUUUGGAGGGCUGGGGAGAGGUGAUGCUUGCUGCAGAUCGUAUCUUGCGUUGGGAAAAACCCUGGUUUCCUGCUGUUAUGAUGUUAGCUGUGUCAGUGGUGUUUUUACUGAUCUACUGGCUGGAUCCUUCUGUGCUGACUGGUGUUUCAUGUGCUAUUAUGAUGAUCUGUUUGGCAGAUUACCUUGUUCCCACCAUUGCUUUCAAAAUGUUUGGUUCCAAUAAAUGGACCACAGAGCAGCAGCAACGAUUCCAUGAAAUUUGCAGCAACCUAGUUAAGACUCAACGUAGGAUUGCAGGCUGGUGGCGGCGCCUUUUUGCUCUCAAAGAGGAAAAACCAAAAAUGUAUUUCAUGACCGUGGUUACUGUUCUGUCUGUCGUGGCUUGGAUUGGGCAACAGGUUCAUAACCUUUUCCUUACCUACUUGAUUGUGAGUUUCAUUCUAUUGCUGCCUGGUCUGAAUCGGCAUCGACUAAUCACAAAAUAUGUAGGAAUGGCUAAGCGGGAAAUUAACAAGCUGUUGAAGCAAAAGGAGAAGAAAAACGAAUAAUGGAGGGUGAACUUAUCAAAGUUAAAUGUGAUUUAAAUACUGGUGAAGGUUGGAGCUUGCAGACUUUCUAAAUCAAAAAGUAUAAAGUUCUGAGUGUGUUCUGCUAUGUAGUUUGAAUAGGAGAAGUAAGAAAAUGUCUGUAGUAAUUGAGCAUGAUACAAAUUAGGUUUGCUUCUCAUUGUUCAAGUAAGUUUUCAAAUCAAGAAUUGUUUAGUUUCAGAAAUCUGUCCUGACUUGAUUGUUCUGGUUUUGUAGUUUUUUUAAAGCCAUGAUUGCACUGGAAGUUUAAUAAUAAACUUAUGUGAAACUAUAGAAUUGUUUGAUAUCAGUGCAAUGGUCUGCAUUGCUGAUUCUUUAGUGCUUGCAUGUAAAUGGAAACCAUUUGUCAGCAUAAAGUAUAUCUGAUCUGACCACUUUAAUUCUGUGUUUUAAUUCACAUGUAAAUAGGAUUGUCUUUCACUAUGUAUAAAUGUUUUUGUGUAUAUUUGUGGCAAAAGUACAUUAGGUCAUUUUAAAAAUGUAAACUCUUGAAGCUUCGCACUAAAUAAAAAAAAAAUCUGAUGA